Molecule: messenger RNA, 1498 nt
Organism: Trichoderma atroviride IMI 206040
Lineage: Eukaryota; Fungi; Ascomycota; Sordariomycetes; Hypocreales; Hypocreaceae
Source: RefSeq, a predicted model, not a curated record
GGCGGCUGCCCCUGCGGCCACAUCCGCUACCAAAUCAACCUCCCUCCCCUCCUCGUCCAAACCUGCCACUGCACCCUCUGCCAGCGCCAAAUGGGCAGCGCCUUUGCCAUCAACGCCAUCAUCGAAUCCUCCGCCGUCUCUCUCCUCCCCUCUGCUCCGCUCACCGCGCCGCUCAGCAAAGCCGAACAGCAAUCAUCUCCAUCAUCAAGCUCAGUGUGCAGCGUUCUCCCCGCCUUCGCCGACCUCACAAACGCCGCCACCACCGCAACAGUCACUCUUCCCACAGACAACGAUGCUGCCAACAACAACAAGAUAAACAACCCCAUCCUCGUCGCCCUCCCUACUCAGUCCAAAGUCGGCCAAACUGUCGCCCAGUGCCCCCUCUGCCGCGGCAACCUCUGGAGCUACUACGCCGACGCCGGCACGCUGGUCACGUACCUCAUCGCCAGCACUCUCGACCGCCCGUGGGAGCUCGAGCCCGACGUGCACAUUUACACCCGCAGCCGCAGGGAGUUUGUCUCGCUCAACGACGGGAAGCCCCAGUUUGAAGAAAACUAUCCCGACAGAGCAGUGUUUUACAGGCCUGAGACGAAGGAGAGGGUUGAUGCGUUGACGAAACUGCAGGGGAUGUGGAGGAAGCAGAUCAGAGCUGCUUACAAGGCUCAAUUUGCCAAGAUUUGAAAGGCCAGUCAUUGGAUGAUGCAUUUUGUCAUGCGUCUCAUUUCAUAUCAAGUGGCAUACGGGGUAUAGUUUUACGAAAUUCACGCUGCAAUUCAUGCUCCUACGCUGCAAUAUCUUUUUUUGGUGAUUGUUUUAUUAACUUUGAAUUGCGCUGCUUCACCGCGCUCGGCUUCGAAUCAAGGGUAUUUAUCCAUCUCCUCCACUUUUCCUCCAAACCACCUCCUCGAAUAGAGGUCCCACAAGCGAAAUGAACAUGAAAUAGAUCUUGCUCGCAAGAUGAAAGGAACAAACAAUAAGACUUAAGAAAGCCAUGACAUAAAAAAGAAACAAGUACCACGUACCCACGGCACCGGUACCAUAUCUCGCAAUAGAAGGGUAUUAGCCAGUGCCUUUGUCUUCAUCCAAACCGACAUUUCAUAAUUAUCCAUUAAUCUGGCCUCUCGCUAUCCAGUCAACAAGACUUUCCCCUGCAGAAGAGAAUGUGCAUCCGCAAAACAUCGCAUCCAAUCGAAACGCCUGGUUACUCUUGCCAAAAGACCAAUGACUUAAUUAGUCGAACCACCGUAGUUGUUUGAGAAGUUGGGGUACCGAAUGACUAGACGCUAACGAGUGUGUUUUGUUGGUUGUUUAUUUUGCUGUGAAGCCAGUUGGUAUAAUAUAAAGUGUGCCAAAAAUAACUGCUGCUACCUUUCUUCUUUUUCUGAUUCAUAUGCCAUCUCGAAAUUCGACCAUUUGGACCAGUGCCAGAGUAUCAUAUCCAAAAAUAUCAUGCUAAUUAACCCCAAGAAUGUAUAGAACAAAAAUAUGCUGUAUCGGG